AUGUACGUGUGCAAUCAGGGCAGAAGUGAUGGUGUGACGAUCAGGAGCUCCAGAGCAGCUGUGGUGUGUUUGGUGCUGCUGUGUGUUCUUCUGCUGACCGCAGUCAUAGUGCUGUGUGUCACCUUCACUCAAGAGAGACAACAGAUAUUAACUAAGAUCACCAACCUCACAGAGGAAAGAGACCAGCUACUAACCAACAAUAUGAACCUCACAGAAGGGAGAGAACAACUACUAACCAACAACAUGAACCUCACAAAAGAGAGAAACCAGCUACUAACCAACAACAUGAACCUCACAAAAGAGAGAAACCAGCUACUAACCAACAACAUGAACCUCACAAAAGAGAGAAACCAGCUACUAACCAACAACAUGAACCUCACAAAAGAGAGAAACCAGCUACUAACCAAUUUAUCUGUGUUUAUAGGUGGAUGGAAGUGCCAUCAAUCCAGUCUUUACUUCAUUUCUUCUGAGACGAAGAAAUGGGCCGAGAGCAGAAAAUACUGUACAAACAAAGGAGCAGAUCUGAUCAUCAUAAACGACAAAGAGGAACAAGAUUUUGUGAAGAACAUUUCUGGUGAUGCUAAAGUCUGGAUUGGUCUGACUGACCAAUCAGUGGAGGGCAGAUGGAAAUGGGUUGAUGGCAGCAAUGUGACCUUUAGGUGA
Molecule: messenger RNA, 663 nt
Organism: Sinocyclocheilus anshuiensis
Lineage: Eukaryota; Metazoa; Chordata; Actinopteri; Cypriniformes; Cyprinidae
Product: C-type lectin domain family 4 member F-like
Exons: 4
Coding region: 1-663 (220 amino acids)
Source: RefSeq, a predicted model, not a curated record